Molecule: messenger RNA, 450 nt
Organism: Aspergillus glaucus CBS 516.65
Lineage: Eukaryota; Fungi; Ascomycota; Eurotiomycetes; Eurotiales; Aspergillaceae
Exons: 2
Coding region: 1-450 (149 amino acids)
Molecular function (GO): chitin binding
Source: RefSeq, a predicted model, not a curated record
AUGUCUCCCUCCCUCGUCCCCCGCCUCCUAACCGGCCUAGCCAUGACCACCCUCGCCGCCGCCGCAGUCACCUGUCCCGAAGAAGAAAUCGUCGCUACCCAAUGCGCGCCCCCCUCCCCCCCAAAGACUGUCUCUACCCGAACCCCAAUGACUGCAGCAGUUUCAUCGCCUAAGGAGUGUGACUGGCCAGCGGAUUCAACAUGUGGUGAUGUCGUGCAGGAGACUCUGGAUACUGCGAAGGAGGCGUUGCCGCCGGCAGAUGGGGAGGUAGAUUCUUUAUUUUAUUGUGAUGGGGCGAAGGAGGAGCAGGGCUGCGAGUCUGAGGUUGAGUGCAUUUCUGCGAAUCCGAAGGAGGAGGGGUCGUAUGUUCAGUGUACUAGUGGGACUGCGUAUGUUGUGAAGUGUGAGAGUGGGUUGUCGUACAGUGAUGCGAUUAAGGCUUGUGUAUGA